Messenger RNA from Scleropages formosus (Asian bonytongue), 2227 nucleotides. RefSeq names its product solute carrier family 39 member 1 (gene slc39a1). The transcript is spliced from 4 exons. The record is from RefSeq and is a predicted model, not a curated record. Bases 364 to 1263 code for a protein of 299 amino acids. Gene Ontology annotation, biological process: zinc ion transmembrane transport. Gene Ontology annotation, molecular function: zinc ion transmembrane transporter activity. Gene Ontology annotation, cellular component: plasma membrane. NCBI's taxonomy places the organism in Eukaryota, Metazoa, Chordata, Actinopteri, Osteoglossiformes, Osteoglossidae.
UGCGCUGUUGUUGCGCAAUUCUGGUAGCGUCGAUUCAGUUCCGUCCCUGUGUCAUCAAAUCAGAUGGUCUCGAUCCCGCUCUAUUCCUGAGUCCUGUGCUGCGGAUGGAGACAGCGGACGUAAAAUCUGCGGGCUCGUAGGACGCGAUGGGAACCAGCUGGACUCAUGUGACUGACCGAUGUGCGCCGCCUGGUUCUUAUUUUAAUAUUAAAUAGAACGAGUAGUUAGGUCGAAUGAGAGCGCAUCUGUUUGCUUUCUACAUGUUUUGAUUGUUUUUGGCCUAUAUUAUAUGUAAUUCAACUUACGUCUUACUUGAACAAAACGCACGCGGUACGUAGAGUUUUGUCAGUCGGGAGCGGAGGGAUGGAGUACCUGUUGCAGGUGAAGGUGGGCGCCCUCGUGAGCCUGCUCUUCCUCACGUUCUUCUUCGGCUUCAUCCCUGCGCGCCUCAGGUGGUUCCGGGAGAGCAGCGGGACAGAAGCCCACAGAGUGGUUCUGAGCUUCAUCAGUUGUUUUGCGGGUGGUGUCUUUUUGGCUGCUUGUCUCCUGGACAUCAUCCCAGAUUAUCUCUCAGACAUUGGGGAGGAGAUGAAAGUACGAGGACUGAAUGGAACCAGCUUUCCUCUCCCAGAGUUCAUCAUGGCCUGUGGCUUCUUCAUGGUGCUGAUCCUGGAGAGGGUCAUUCAGAACUUCACUGGCCACCAAGGAGAGGAGCGUGCCCCCUUGAUUCCACCUGUCGGCCAUGGCCAUGGCCAUGCAGUGUCAGGUGACCUGGAGGGCAGCACCCACCAUGUCCAUGUGGACUUUCAGGCGCACUCAUCUUUUCGCUCAUUCAUGCUCUUCCUCUCGCUCUCCCUGCACUCUGUAUUUGAGGGCCUUGCGAUUGGUCUGCAGACAACAGACUCAAAGGUGCUUGAAAUCUGCAUCGCUAUCCUGGUCCACAAAAGUAUCAUUGUCUUCAGCCUGUCACUGAAGCUGGUGCAGAGUGCGGUCAAGCCCCUGUGGGUGGUAGCCUAUGUGAGCGUCUUUGCCCUGAUGUCUCCACUUGGCAUUGCCAUAGGGAUCAGCGUGAUGGAGGCGCAGCUCACUGCAGGGGCUCUAAUCCAGGCAGUGCUGGAAGGCCUGGCUGCUGGCACAUUUGUUUACAUUACCUUCCUGGAGAUCCUCCCGCAUGAGCUCAACUCUCCUGAAAGGCAGCUGCUCAAAGUCUUCUUCAUUCUGGUGGGCUUCAGUGUAAUGGCUGGGCUCACACUGCUGGGCUGAGAGAGCAGGUCAUACUGAAGGGGCAGUCUCAACAUGAGCAAUGAUCACCUCACAGUGCUUGCAGCCCAGUGGUUGCAGUGUGAUUUCCAUACAUGUCAGUGAGAUACAUUCCCCUCAAUAGCUGGAAAUCAGCUGCAGCAGAUGCUCAAGACAGUUUUAGUUUAUAUUUUACCACUGCAAUAUAUAGUAUUCAUUUUUUUUAUGAAUUUAAGUGCUAUUCUGAAUUUUAUGUGUGCAAGUUUAGCUAGCAUCAGACCUAUUUAAAUAAGGACAACUCUUAUAACUGACAGGAAAUGCAGAGGUUGUUAAAAGUACUUUUAGCCAUCAGGUUGAAAAUGCUUUCUUCCUGGGCAGUUACCACUAUGUCUUGUGAGUUUUAGAUAAAUGCCCAAUAAUGCUCUGUGCUUAAAUAUUAUUUUUUAUUUAUUAUUUUUUAAAUCACAUUUGAAUUUUCUUCACACAGUUCACAGUAAAGGGUUAAAACUGACUUUAAUUAGAGGUUCUUAUAAAUAUGUUAGGAAAAUUUGUCAAAACAUAAAUACAUCCCUCUGUGAAAUUAAUGUAACAUGUGACUGUAUUCUCAUACAAAUUAAAAGGCAAACAGCCAAAUGGUUGGAUAGCUCAGCAGCCAUGUUGUUGUGGUGCAGUUUCAAUCAUGCAGUAAUGAAAUUGUUCAAAGGAUGGAGAUAAAUAUAAUGAAUCCAAGAUGAAGUAUUGAAUCUAACUCUCAUGAUGUCCAGUUUACUGACAGCAGUACAGUAUUUAAGUAGAAUUUACAUUUGCAAUGGGGGUUAGAUUGCCCAAGACUUAUUUAAAAAGUUUUCUUAUAUGGGUGUAUGUGGUUGGGCAGAUGUAUAAAACAUUUUGUCCAACGAGUAUCUUGUUCGUUUUUGUUGUCAGUUCUGAAGACUGAAAUACUACUCUCGCUACUACCCUAAUAAUAAAAUACUCAUGGUAAAACAGA